AAAACAAUUCGCCCGGAUUUGGUCUGUCGACGCAAAUCAGCUGGGAAGAGGCCGACAAGUCGCUAAAUUUAACAAUUCCGCAACCAUGGGAACAGCUUUGUCACAUUACCUUACUGAUCCGAAUGUUACACCCGAUUACACGAAAGGAGCGACAUUUGACCCACUGUAUGGGUUCCCGGAAGGCAGAAAAGAGAGAGCUAUGGUUGCAACUGUGGAGGAGAUGGACUCUGCCAAAAUACCUUUAGAAAAUCGAGAUUAUUGUGCACACCUCCUCAUAAAGCACAUGGCUUGUCGACAGAAAGUUUGGCCUCUUGCCUAUAAAUGCGCUCAUGAAAAACAUGAAUACCUCAAUUGCGAGUAUGAUGAUUAUGUCUUGAGAAUGAAAGAGUUUGAACGUGAGCGCCGUUUAUUAGAGCGUGCCAAGAGGAAAGCUGCUAAAGCUGCCCGUGAGGCGGUAGACGAGGAGUAGAUACCACUGUCAAGAUGCAUGAGUGUAUUGUUGAGUAUGAAGAUUAUAGUUUUUAAUAUUUCUGCAGGACUUUAUUUCAGUCGUGACAAAUAUAAAUUCAGCAUAUUUUGUAUUAGCUUUUUAAAGGUCCAUCAAAAAUUAUGUUUAAGCUGUAAUGUUAAUAUUGUACUGUAGAAGUUUUAAACCAUAUUCUACA
Macrobrachium nipponense is the source of this 665-nucleotide messenger RNA. RefSeq names its product NADH dehydrogenase [ubiquinone] 1 beta subcomplex subunit 7-like (gene ND-B18). NCBI's taxonomy places the organism in Eukaryota, Metazoa, Arthropoda, Malacostraca, Decapoda, Palaemonidae. The transcript is spliced from 3 exons. The coding region runs from base 86 to 469 and encodes 127 amino acids. The record is from RefSeq and is a predicted model, not a curated record. Gene Ontology annotation, cellular component: mitochondrion.